AUGGGCUCUCUCAAGUCUCUCUUCACCCUGGGCGCGCUCGGCGUUGCCGCCGUUACUGCAGCACCUGAGCCCAAGCCCAAGUCCCCAAGUUGCCCGGUUGCGGGACUUCCUCCUUACCACUCCUUUGUCGUCGAGGAGGGUUGGGAUCCUGUCAAGGUUGAUAUUGCACUCCGCAAGGACGUGAAUGCCACUCUUGAGGCUGGUUAA
Clonostachys rhizophaga is the source of this 207-nucleotide messenger RNA. The record is from the annotation of a GenBank genome assembly. NCBI's taxonomy places the organism in Eukaryota, Fungi, Ascomycota, Sordariomycetes, Hypocreales, Bionectriaceae.